AUGGGUGUCUCGGAUCUGGUCGCGCGUGUCUCGAAGCUCGUGGUGCUCUCUUACAUCAUUGAUUGGGUAUUCAUUAUAGCCGUUGCAUUAUUUGGAUAUGCAUUUUACAAACAAACGCCGAAUCAGCAUCCCUUCUCCUUGACCGACCCAAGCAUUUCAUAUCCGUACACAGAGCACGAGACAGUCACAGACACAACCCUUAUCCUCGUCUCAGUUCUUGCGCCUGCUGCUGUCAUCCUAAUUACCGCAUUAGCAAUUAUCCCCGGCACUGCAGCUCCAGCGGGAAUCAAGCCCUCCAAAUACCAAACCCUUCGCCGUAAACUAUGGGAGUGGAAUGCCGGAUGGAUGGGACUAGGCAUAGCUUUGGCUGGUGUGUGGAUGUCCACCCAGGGACUCAAGGUCUUGAUUGGCAAACCACGUCCGGAUCUGCUUGCACGUUGCAACCCAAACCUUGAUGAUAUUACGACCUACACCGUCGGGGGCCUUGGUGAGAAAUUGACAGGUGCCGCUACCCUUGUUUCAUACAAAAUCUGCCAAGACCAGUCGUCUCUGGUAACCGUGGAUGGAUUUUCGAGUUUUCCUAGUGGCCAUUCAUCCUUCUCUUUCUCCGGGCUGGGGUAUCUGACACUUUGGCUGUGCGCCAAAUUCUCUAUUGGUUUCCCCUAUCUUCCGUCCUACCCCGUGGAAGGGAAAACCCACACCGAUGACCAGUCCUCAGUCCGCACGCGUGGCGCAGCGCCCCCGGUUCCACUGAUGGUUGUCGCCUUCGUCCCUACCGCCACUGCAUUUUACAUUGCCUCGUCUCGGUGGUUCAACUAUCGACAUCAUGGAUUCGAUAUCAUUUUCGGAUCUAUUAUGGGAAUGGCUUUUGCCUGGAUCGGGUUCAAUAUGUACCAUCUCCCCAUCCGGCGAGGCGCAGGCUGGGCCUGGGGACCGAGAGCUCAUCGGAGAGCCUUCAUUCGUGGUGUCGGGUUCCCAAGCUCCCUUGGUAUCGAUAGUUGGGCAUAUGCAUGCAGCGAUCGCAACAUUGAAACGCCCGAGGUAGUCAUGGAAAUCGACAAUAGCAAUAACAAUGGUCAUGCCAACGAUAAUCCGACUUUACCCCUGCAGGAAUGGCCAAUGAGAUCACCCGUCUCUCCCGCAUCUGAAAGACGUGAAAUGGUGUGA
Messenger RNA from Penicillium verhagenii, 1167 nucleotides. RefSeq lists its product as uncharacterized. The coding region runs from base 1 to 1167 and encodes 388 amino acids. The record is from RefSeq and is a predicted model, not a curated record. The transcript has 3 exons. Lineage: Eukaryota; Fungi; Ascomycota; Eurotiomycetes; Eurotiales; Aspergillaceae. Gene Ontology annotation, molecular function: phosphatidate phosphatase activity. Gene Ontology annotation, biological process: phospholipid metabolic process.